GUGCGGUGAGAGACGCUCGGGCGAGGGUGAGCCUGCGAGAGUCGUCGAAGCUGUACGGUUGUUGCUGAUUGUUUCAGGUUUAGUUUUUUUAUUCUCCCUUUUAUUGUCACGCGCAGCUUUUGGUUGAUCGCGCCAAGCAAGCAGCGACGGUUGUCAGUGAUCGCAGGUGUCGUCAGAGUAAAUAGGAGUUUUCGGAGUUCAGGCAGUGUACAGUUCUUUGUGAGACAUUUUCGUAAAGUCGGCGGCUGCUGCUUCGACGUAACUUUCGGGAACUCGGUCUUGAACAAGUGGCUUCACGGCUUCGCACUAUGGCCAACAUUAGCGGUGAUAACUUUCAGCUGAACGACAAUAAUGGUACGUAUGAUGGCAAUGAGACGGAUGCAAAAAGCCUUUUUGGAGGUCUCUCUGUGGGCUGCUGUGUACCCAGAAUAUUCGCUGGGCGGCCAGCCUCCAAGUACCCGGUGCUGCCCACGUCGCUCGAGGACGAGGAGUACAAAAUGACACACCCGAACCGAGGCAAGUGCGUGAUCUUCAACAACAGGCAUUUUGAACCCCAUACGAAGCUGAGUGAACGAAGAGGCACUGACUUGGAUGCUGAUAAUCUCUACUAUCGCUUCCGGGAGCUGGGCUUUGAGCCGAUCAUCCACCAUAACAUGUCACGCAAAGCGAUGCUUGAUGAAUUGGAACGGCUGGGCCAACAGGACUACAGUGACGAUGACUGCUUUGUUUGCUGCAUCCUGACACAUGGUGACCGUGACAUUCUUUACGCAACUGAUGGAAAGUUCCCGGUGGACAGUGUGAUGGACCCUUUCCGUGGCAACGUUUGCCCCACUCUGCUUGGUAAACCCAAGCUGUUCUUCAUUCAGGCUUGCCGCGGUGACAGGUUGGAUGAAGGCACUCCGGCAGUCUUGGAAACGUCUGAUUCACCGGGCCAGAUCUACCGCAUCCCGACACAUGCUGACUUCCUGGCUGCCUACUCAACAGUGCCAGGAUUCUACUCGUGGCGCAAUACAUCGCAAGGCUCAUGGUUCAUACAGGCCCUGUGCUCAGUGCUCCAGGAGCGAGCACGGUCUGUGGACCUGUUGUCCAUGCUGACGGUGGUGUGCCGCCGUGUUGCACUUUACUACGAGUCGUGUGUGCCGGGCGACCCCAACAUGGACCGGAAGAAGCAGGUGCCGUCCAUCACAUCCACGCUCACUCGGCUAGUCUACUUCGGGCGGCGGGCCUAGGGAGUGUGCCUUUGCUUUUGUUUGGGAUGUGGGCCAUACCCUCACCUAUCCUCCCUCGUUUUGCCUCAAAGGACCAAAGCUGUGUGUGAGAUAAUGUCAUUGGGUGUUUCUUUGAUUUGGCCAGUUGCACUGGCUGAACUAGUCCCUUGCAAAAGGAUUUUUAUCAGGGCAAGUUAAUACCUACGUGUGAGAGUGUCAAAGUAGCAAAAAAAAAGAGAGUGAAAAGAAAGAAAAGAGGACUUAGUAGAAAUGAAAACUGACAUAGAAGCAGCUGUACUUGUGUCGGUGCAUUUCUUCUUCGUCCUACUUUUUACAAUGUUAUGUUCCUAAUUAGUUCCUUGCUUUCUUUUUUGUGUUUGAUGGCCUGUUGUGACAGUAUGGAAUAUAUGCAAAUAUAUUAGAAAAGUUUGAGGACUGUCUAUAGUGAUAAGCUGCUAUGCAGAAUAUUCGUGGCUGCCAUUGAGAAACAUUUCCUAUUCUCCAAGGACAAGAAGUGCUUACCUCACAACAACUAAGGAUAAAUGGAAUGAUACAAUGCAGAGUGGUCAAGGACAAAUGGCAGUGAAGCAUCGUAGGAUGCUUUGAGUGAUGAAUGAAAGUCCUGUUUUCUGAAAAAACACGGGAAAAUGUGAGAAUUUCAGAGCUGAUUUAGUGAAUGUGCAUGAACAUGAUGUUUCGGAGCCCUUCUACUUCUUUACCACUGGCUUUAUUGUUUCAACCAGGUUUCAGCCGUGUGUACACUUUUCCUGGAGUGUUUAGAAACUAUUGUGAUAACAUGGUGGCGGUGGUACACCGUGUCAUAUUAAUAGUGCACACCAAGCACGACUACGUGUCUGUAAAGUGCAUUUGUGAAUACAUAUAUGCUGCACACAGCUAUAUUGAUCUGUAUCCAGUCCUCAAACUUUUUCGAGCUUAGCAAUCUGUAUGGCUCAAUGCGUUAUUAAAUUUGUGCUGUACUGCAAGUUGUGAAGUUGAGCGCCCGAAAAAAAAAAGGCGCUUGCAAUUGCAUCUACUAUAAGUGUCAACAAUUUAGGGUGUGUGAACAAGAACACUGUGCAAAUGUCCUGGAAUUGAAGAAUUUAAUCAUGAGUAGUACUUGCUGUAAUUCUUGCCUUUUAAACUUUGGACAAAGACUGUACUUUUUGUCUCAGAUGUUCUCGGGGCUGGUCAGGUAGUAAAGCAAUAUGGCGGCGUUAUGUUCGCCCUGGCUAAUCUCACACUUUUUCUGUUUUUCUUUUACUGGUGAGGACUAAGAGGCCUAGAUAUCAGUUUAGUCAGCUUAGUGCCAGAAGCUGCAGCACUGCCACACAGAGCUUUUUAGAUUGGCUGGACCCAAGUGCUUUGGCCUUGCAACUUUCGUGACGGUACAGUGGAUCAUAGUGGCAUAAUUGGAUACACUAAUUUUGGAUGUAUCAUGGACACAAAGUGACAUGAAAUGUCUAUUGCUUGUGAAGGGGAAAUGAUUAACAGGUUUGGAAGAUUCACUGCCUCAGUCAUUGUUUGUGUAACACUUAAAGGCAGAAAAAGAAUGUUUUAAAAACUAAGGGUCCUUUUAUGCCAUUACCAUUCAUGAUUGUUCAGAUGCCUUGGUUACGAAAAUUUAGUUCAGCUGGAGAGUUCUGCAUGCUGAAGGCUCCCUAAUGUUCUUUUUUGCCUUGGUUUUAAAACUUGUGCAGGUCAUUGCCAUCACUUUGAUGGUGCAAAUUUUGAGCUGUUUUUUUUCUAACCACGCUGCACAUAUGUAAAUAUUGAGGGCACGUGUCCCACAAUGCCUUUUCAUGGGGAUGAAAUGAGGCUUAAGCAUUGUAGUGUGCAGAGCAUGUGUGUGCACUGAAAUUGACAUAUUGAAAAAACAAAAAAAAAAAGAACCUAUAUAAAUCUUGGCACUACGAAAUCAUGUUCGUGUUGGCAUAGCAUUGGUUUGGGAAGACUUGUCAGUCAGCCAGUUUUGUGUUCUCAUGUCGUUUUUCUUUUGCUUAUUGACAAAUGAUGCUUUCGCCAGGGUAGGCUGUGGCAGGGGCAUCAAUUCACGAUCAGAGUGCAGCAUGCCUAAAGUACUAUUAGUGCUUGUUGCUACUCCAAGUGUGUGGAUGAAUUUCGCUAACUUGAUAAAGAUACUGUAACCUUAGGUGCUGCUUCAAGUCAUUUAUGACCAAAGCCAAAUUCAUCCACGUAUUUUAUUGUCAACAAACACUUCUGCUUUGUACAGCUGCUGCACUGCAAAAAUAUUAAGCUAUGCAAGAAUGAUGUCCAGUGUUAUCUUUCUUUGUGAUUCCCAGAAAAUGUAGCUUGUGGUAGACGUUCCUUGUUGUAGUCCUUUCCUCCUAGCAUAUAUUCCUGCUAUGUGUUUGAGCCAAAGGCACAUCGUGAAGCAAAUAACUUUUUUGUGGGAACGUCAGCUUUCCAAAGGCAUUUCGGCGGCAUGCGUGGCUCGUGGUAGCAUGUUAGUGUGUAACAUUGUUUCGAUAAUUUAAUGAAUGCAGACAAGGUCGUCAGGAUGAGUGAGAGAAGGGAAAAAAAGGUUGUGUCAUUAGAUUGUGACUAAUGCCUCAACAAUUGUGCAGUCCUUAAUUUGCGCAAUGUAUAUAAACAUGAAGUAGAGACGUAUCAACUCACCCAAGCCGUCUUUUUUAUUCCAAGGCGUGCGUCUGUUUAGGUUGGCUUUUUUUUCUUUCCUGCUAUGCAGUGUAUUUCCAGAGACAGUUGUGCAUGCUCUGCGUUUUCUUGAAAUCCUGAAGUUCUCCACAUAGCUGCUGGCUAUCUGUGCACUGCAGGUGGCAUGAGUGUCAUGCAGAAGCGCUGGCCUUGCACCCCGAGUGGCUUUUUUGAGGAUAGCUGCGUGCAGGCUUUCAGUUCAACUUUUAGCUAUUUUCGUGAGGUAUAUCGGUUGUAUGCACUGCAGAUACGGUCCUCACUUCGUGAUCUAUGCACUCGUGGUCUACACUCUAGUUGUCCAUUUGCAAGGCCCUACUCGGCAUAUGAGGCGCAUUAACAGGGUAGUGUGGCAUGCCGACCGUCCACUCAGAAAGCACUGUGGUAUGAUAUUGCAGGCGUUCAAGUUAGUUAGUACUAUGUGUUUAGUACUAUGUGUUUGGAGGGAAUGAAGCACUGGUUGCUUUGAAGAGAUAGUAGGGUUGUAUGAAUUAUUCAAAAUUGGAAUCAUGGAUCAAAUAAUUCUGUCCCGUAUCAAAGCGUUAAGAAAUUUGAUAUCAGUCUCUUCAGAUAUUUGAUAAAACUGAAAUAUAUGGUGUUGCUGCCAUUAUUAGAGCCUGCCUUCUACAUACAUGUAGUCCACAAGUCGAAACAUAUUUGAAAUAAGAUUUUAUUUUUUCCCUAUUUCAUUAUGACAUUUUUUUGUGCUUUAAGGAAGUACAAUACCGCUCAGUAUUCGACUUGAUGUUUAAAGCCUGUGUUCUGCGAACAUUUGUGAUCAGUUCAGCUUGAGCACUAAUCAAUACUAUACCGUUGCCAAAAAUGGAAGGCAUCCUUUGCCAAAGGGUUUAAAAAAAUUUAAGUAGCCUGUUGCCAUUUCCAGUGCUGAAACUUGGGAAUCACGUAAAAGUCUUGAAAUAGUUGGGAAUGAUGGCAUCGAACCCUUGCAUUCUUCACAUAUACAAUAGUAUCUAUUUUAUCACUUCAUUGCUAUGGGGGCCUUUGCCUAAACAGGUGCCUUAUUAUACACAAAUGCUUUUAUCCUUUAAAGGAGUACUGACACAAAUUUGAGAAAUUUUAGUAUUGUUGCUUUUAACAAAAGUGCUUGUGACAAGAACACUAAAAAGUGUAUCGUGGUUGCUCGGAAUGCUUCUAAUAUAUUGUUAAUACCACUGCCUUAAAAAACCACUUUCGGUUUGUAUGUCGAGAGGGUGGUAUCACAGUGACAUGUAAGCACAGUGUGACGUAGGUCUAAGUCACGUGGGGACAGCAACUCAUAACAUUCUUGCAGUACUCUGUAGUUUGCUGUUAGUCAUUCGUGUUGCACAUAUACAAUGAAUUGUGAAUUGAUAUCCAAUGGCUCCGACAGCAAUUUCGGCUGCAUCCAGGACACAGUGUUUGCAAAUCCAGUGAACCAUGUUGACUUGUCAUGAUAAUGUCCAUUGCGGUGGGGUUAUCUUUCGGAUGCUGGGCGACGAAAACUUUAAAAUCAGACUAAAAUAUGUUAUACAUGCUUCAUGGCUCUGGUCUGCGGAGAGCGUUAACACUACAUGCCAAGGAAACAAAAAAAAAAAAAUGCCCCUUUUGCGGUGCCGCAAAAUCGUGUCAGUAUUCCUUUAAGAUUCAAAUGUUUCGGCCACUUUCCAAAUACAAUAAGAGACUACUUGUGAAAACUCUGCUGAGACAAAGACAACUUCUAGGAAGGAUGCAGUCAGGCAUUUAAUUGUACGGCCUGGAUUGAUUAUUCAGCAGUGUAGUCUCAGUGCAUUGUAUACUGGUCUAAAAUGAAGCAGUUUUGAAAGAAGCAAGUAAACGCUUUUUAUGUGUUCUAACUUGGAGCCUUAAGAUGUGGAAAUGAUCCAUGGAGUGGCCUUAACUUUCCGUGUCAAAGUGCGAAGUGAGCCUUUUGGUGUUGUUGGACGUGUUAGAAGCAUAGAAAAAUGGGCUUUCUUUUUUUAUCCAACUUAUCAGUCUUUCAUUAUGGCCUGACAUUACUUAGGAUGGGGUUCAAUAGAACUGAUCCUUUGUACUUAGUGGGUACAAGUUUGUACAAGUUAAAAAAAAUAACGUACGAAACAUCAGAAUUGUGCCGGUGCCCUCUACUGCAUUAUCUGUCAUAUCCUAGCUGUAGUUCUGUGAAACUGUCCGUUUUUAAUUGUGCAAGGACUGACCAUUUUUUUACCAUGGCUUUCUUUUGCCAGUACAGAGUAGGUGCAAAUAGUGUGCAUAGGGUAUAAUUAAUUUGUUUUAAAUGUUUGCCUUGAGUGUUUAUAACAGUAAUGUUUUGAAGGAGAGAUUCUUGCUUGGGACAUUCAGAAACAUCUGGGAGCAGAAAGGUGCCAUGAAAUGUUUUUUUUUACUACUGUGGCUGUGAACCUGCUGCACAACAGCUUAUUUGGACUAUGAAGGACUUUGGGUGAUUACUUGUGUUAUGCUUGGGCUUAUGUGGACUGUUAAUCUGUUCGAUUUCAUAGUUUACUUUGGACUGUAUAAUUUGGACAUCCUUGCCAUGUUCAGCAUCACUGCAGUGUGCAUCAAGUUUUUAAGAUGAACUUUGUGAGCUUAUGUAGACAGGUAGUUUUAGUAAGCACCCCACCUGUCUUUGAAUUGCAGUGUAUCAAUUGUUUCACUUGGGUUUUUCUUGAUUGUGUGUAUGCUUUUAUGCCAUUUUAUUAUAUAUAUAUUCUGAGAUUUGCAAGGACCCCCUUGCUAGUUGCAGCUGUUCUUUUAUUGCACGCUUUAUCCUUUACAUUUUUGUCAUUUUUUUGCUAGUGCGCAUUUUUCUUUGCUUGGGUGGCAUUCUCAUAUUUUAGGCUCUUGAAAGUGAUGUGGUGCAUUGUACUAGGAAAAUGAUAAUGCUUAGAUCAUAACCUUGCAACAUUGGCACACAUUUUUACUCUCGUAAGCGGAGCUGACAGAGCUGUACAUGUGAAGAGCAUACAGGACACUUUUAUAACCUUUCUCAUUAAUUGUGUGCAGUAUUUUUGAGGCUGUAAGUAUGAAAAAGCUGCAGUUUCUUGGACACUCAGUAAAUGUACCUUAUUGUGGUAGCUUUUCUUCCAUGUUGAGCUCUCUGGAAUGGGAAAAAGUACCGCCUUGGAGUGAUUCUGAGUAGUGAAAUCUAGGCAUAGACUUGAGAAAGGAUCGUGGGCUUCUAAUAAAGUGAUACAGAGGUUGUUUGCCCCCUGCCCUUUUUUUUUAUUUAGUUGGCAUUCAAGCUAUUGUAGCACUGCACACAAUUGAUGCAGAAGGGAGGAUCAUGCGGUUUUCAUUUUGAUCUUAGAAGUGCACCAUAGGUUAGCUUUUCUUGUUAGAAGUUUGCACAGGCAUGACAGUGCAUGCAUUUCCCUUGAAUAUAAAGAUCAAAUCCUUACUGUGCAGCACUGUAUACCUUAUACUGUGUUUGUGCCAUGUGGAUCACGCCACUUCACCAUAACCAUGUAAUUUUUACUGCAUUACAGUAUUGAAGACAUUUCUAAAGCCAAGAAAAGAAAUGUAGGAGUGCUAGCACUUGAUGGCUAAACUUGUACGUCUCAUGUAGUUGUAAUGUGAACGUAUUGCUCAAAGUUUGUAAGUUUAGACAUAGAAUGUUCAUAUGUUUUCAGUGUGUUUGGCAUACCUGGUGUCGGUGGCCAAGGUCAGAUAAACUACACCCGCAACCUGAGUCACAAAUGUUGACCUGCUGGGUGGGCACCUCAAUCCUGGUGGAUAUGCAACCAGAUGCAGUUGAUGUGUAGUUAAUGCAACGUUGGCCACUUGUUUGGAAUUCACUACUCAUGUCAGAACCAGAAUUGCUACCUCCUGGACAGAUCCGAAAAAUGAGAGAAGCAUGGAACAGAAUGGCAGACUUAGUGCUUGGUUUUUAUCUUGUUCUUCACUGCAAUGUUAAUAGUGCUCCUCAGAAAUAUUGGGGCAGUAUGUUGUCACAUUUACUGCUGCAAGAAGUGUAAUCCAUCUGUGAUUCACAGUAGACGUGGUUAAAGGAAUAUGUGCACAGAUUGGUGCCAGUAAAGGUAAUGCUAAUUUCAUCAAGUUUAGUCUGUUCUCCUGCUUGGCCUGCCAUAUUUCUCCUUUUGCAACCGUCCAACUUUGUGACAAAAUAUUUUGUGUGUCAAAAAUAUGACAGCAUUGUACCCCAUUCCGCUGUCUGGGUGGAAUCUGUCCUAGAUGCACACAACAUCCGACAAUAAGAGAUAUAACGUUACAGCCCUGCUGACAAAAAUAUAGCUGUAGCACUUAGCAGCGUUGUGGUGCCACUGGCUGUUGCCUUCCGACGACUGUCUUGCCUAAUUUGAAAAGGAAGUUUUCAUGCUUCUGCUGGUCUAGUACUUAUCCGGAGUGUUUUCAUAGCCAAGGUGCUUUCUCAUUAUAUUUAAGUUUGCUCAAUCUAUUUCUUGCUAUAAGUGCCAUUUAGAUCCAUAAUUCUUGUGUACUAUGCGAUGGGGAUGAGAAAAGAGGGACGUGAUAUGGGCACCCAUCUUGCAUCGUUUGUCUUCAUUGUUUGUCGCACUUAAUGCUUGUCAAUGUGUUAUACCAAUACGGCCCAUCAACCCUCCUGCAGCUAACGGGCAUUAAUUUGAAAGUAGUUAAUGUAUUCUCACACCGACAUAAUAUGAAUGCAAUCUUUUGGAAAGCUUUUUUUGGUUAACGUGCAGCUGCUGAUUCAUGACUAUUUCAUGAGUCUGCACUGUAUUUUAAACUUUAGACAAAUUAAGCUCACCUUCCGUGUUCCAGUGGGGUUAGGUUAGUGAAAGUUGACUGCUGUGUGCUGGGUCAUUUUUGAGACGUAUAGCUCGGCAAACUUCACUGAUAGAGGAACAAAAUGUGAGCGCCAAGUGCUUGUUUUUGUGCCUUGCCAUGUCACGUCUGUCUUUUUGUCCGAUUGAACUUUUUAAAGUUGUAGUGAGUGCCUGCCUUUAUUGUACACAAGAUGUGUGCUCAAUUUUUGCUUGAGCAAUUGUGCUUUUCACGUUGUAUAAGU
Messenger RNA from Rhipicephalus sanguineus (brown dog tick), 8862 nucleotides. Its product is annotated as caspase. Gene Ontology annotation, biological process: proteolysis; apoptotic process; execution phase of apoptosis. The transcript has 7 exons. The record is from RefSeq and is a predicted model, not a curated record. Lineage: Eukaryota; Metazoa; Arthropoda; Arachnida; Ixodida; Ixodidae. Gene Ontology annotation, cellular component: cytoplasm. Bases 309 to 1229 code for a protein of 306 amino acids.